GGCCAGUGGCAGGAGCGGCGCGCCGCCACCCGCGGGGGGCGUGGGAUGGGGGAGGCGGCGGAGGGGAGCGCCCGCUGCCACUAGAGCCAACCGCGCACUUCCGAAGGGUGUCGCGGCUGCGCUCCCCUCCCGCGCCCCGGGAACUUCAAAGCGGCCCGCGCUGCGGGCUGCGCUCUGGGACCCCGAAGCCUUGCACCGCCACCGGGUGGCCAUGACCCCAGCGCGCGGCCCCGCACUGAGCCUGGCCCUCCUGCUGGUGGCCCUGGCAGCCGACCUUGCGGCAGGACUGAAGUGUGUGUGUCUUUUGUGUGACUCUUCAAACUUUACCUGCCAAACUGAAGGAGCAUGUUGGGCCUCUGUCAUGCUAACCAACGGGAAAGAGCAGGUGAUCAAAUCAUGCGUGUCCCUCCCGGAAUUAAAUGCUCAGGUCUUCUGUCACAGUUCCAACAAUGUGACCAAAACCGAAUGUUGCUUCACAGACUUCUGCAACAACAUCACACUGCACCUUCCCACAGCAUCACCAAAUGCCCCCAGACUUGGCCCCACAGAGCUGACGGUUGUUAUCACCGUGCCUGUUUGCCUCCUGUCCAUAGCAGCCAUGCUAACGAUAUGGGCCUGCCAGGACCGCCAGUGCACAUACAGGAAGACCAAGAGACACAAUGUGGAGGAACCGCUCGCAGAGUACUGCCUUGUGAAUGCUGGAAAAACACUCAAAGAUCUGAUCUAUGAUGCCACUGCCUCUGGCUCAGGCUCUGGUCUGCCUCUCUUGGUUCAAAGAACAAUCGCAAGGACAAUUGUACUUCAAGAAAUCAUAGGAAAAGGUCGGUUUGGGGAAGUGUGGCACGGAAGAUGGUGUGGAGAAGAUGUGGCCGUGAAAAUAUUCUCCUCCAGAGAUGAGAGAUCUUGGUUCCGUGAGGCAGAAAUUUAUCAGACGGUGAUGCUGAGACAUGAGAACAUCCUCGGUUUCAUCGCAGCUGACAACAAAGAUAAUGGAACAUGGACUCAACUUUGGCUUGUGUCAGAGUAUCAUGAACAGGGCUCCUUAUAUGACUAUUUGAAUAGAAACAUAGUGACCGUGGCUGGAAUGGUCAAACUGGCACUUUCUAUAGCGAGUGGUCUGGCUCACCUGCACAUGGAGAUCGUGGGUACUCAAGGUAAGCCUGCUAUUGCUCACCGAGAUAUAAAGUCAAAGAAUAUCUUAGUCAAAAAAUGUGACACUUGUGCCAUAGCUGACUUAGGGCUGGCUGUGAAACAUGAUUCUAUCAUGAACACUAUAGACAUACCCCAGAAUCCUAAAGUGGGAACCAAGAGGUAUAUGGCUCCCGAGAUGCUUGAUGAUACAAUGAACGUGAGCAUCUUUGAGUCCUUCAAGCGAGCUGACAUCUAUUCGGUGGGGCUGGUUUACUGGGAAAUAGCUCGAAGGUGUUCAGUUGGAGGACUUGUUGAGGAGUACCAGUUGCCUUACUAUGACAUGGUGCCUUCAGAUCCUUCAAUAGAAGAAAUGAGGAAGGUUGUUUGUGAUCAGAAACUCCGACCAAAUCUCCCGAACCAGUGGCAAAGCUGUGAAGCACUCCGGGUCAUGGGAAGAAUAAUGCGUGAAUGCUGGUACGCCAACGGGGCAGCACGCCUGACGGCCCUGCGCGUGAAGAAGACCAUCUCUCAGCUGUGUGUCAAGGAAGAUUGUAAAGCCUAACGCAGCGUACAGACAAAGGGAGAGUGCUCACAGCUUUCCUUCAUGGCUCCUGCUUUGUGUAAAUGUUUUUGCUUCUUUUCUGCUGUGUUUUAUUUUAGUUUCUACCUCAAGGAUGACUCACUACAGUGUUGAAGUGUCCCAAAGGAAGCAUGAAAAAAGAUAACUCUUUAAGUUCAGCAUGGGCAGGUCUUGACUUUCCAUGUUGUCCUUAAUUUUAUUUUUUAAAGGGGACACGACUUAUUUUUCUUUUUAUUUAAGGAGGAAGAUGUUAUGAGUAUAAGAUAAGCUACAUACAAUGGUUAAAAAAAAAACAAUUAAAUUUUUGUUAUACUUGAAUCAAGAGCAUCCACAAAUGAGAUGAAGACGUAUUUAAAAUGUGAACUAGAGUAUGCUAUAGUGAAAUGGAACUGUAAAAAUUAACUGGACCCUUGAAAAUUAAAUUUUGCUCAGAAUUUUCACAUUUAAAGACUGGAAAGGUGGAGUAUCAAAGUGAUGCCGUGUUCUCAGGACUUGCUUUCUUCUCCUUGCCACUCUGCAUCACUACGACAGCUGUCCCUAUGUAGUUUGAAAGCCACCCGAGCCAUUA
Molecule: messenger RNA, 2279 nt
Organism: Mastomys coucha (southern multimammate mouse)
Lineage: Eukaryota; Metazoa; Chordata; Mammalia; Rodentia; Muridae
Gene: Acvr1c
Product: activin A receptor type 1C
Exons: 9
Coding region: 212-1693 (493 amino acids)
Biological process (GO): activin receptor signaling pathway; nervous system development; cellular response to growth factor stimulus
Cellular component (GO): plasma membrane; activin receptor complex
Molecular function (GO): activin receptor activity, type I; ATP binding
Source: RefSeq, a predicted model, not a curated record